GCUGAAGCGGAAAUAUUGUCACUCGGAGUCGAAUCCGUGAGGUCGAGAGUUUUCAUCUGUUCUGUUUGCGAAGCAUCUGUCUCUUUCCUAGUUACCUAAAGUAUAUAGAAAUCAUGCAGGAUCCAAAUGAGGAUACACAAUGGAAUGAUGUCUUGCGAGCCAAAGGUAUCAUUCCGGAGAAAGAAGCAACGGUGACAGAGGAUCAGAUAGAGGACUUGUUAGACCAAGCUAUCAAGCACAAGACCGGAGUUGGUGCUGAAGAGAAAGCAUUAGAGGACAUGACAUUAGAUGAACUGGAUGAAUUAGAAGAUGAGGAGGAAGAGAGGAUACUUCAACAAUACAGGCAACAGAGAUUAGCAGAGAUCAAGAGGAUACAAGACAAAGCAAUUUAUGGCACAGUCAAGGACAUUUCUGCUCCGGAUUAUGUACAAGAGGUUAACAAAGCUGGUGAAGGCGUAUGGGUUGUGUUACAUCUAUACAAAGUAGGUAUUCCUUUGUGCGCACUCAUCAACCAACAUCUCACGCAGUUGGCAGACAAAUUCAGGGCUACCAAGUUUCUUAGGAGUAUAUCCACGACGUGUAUACCCAACUACCCAGACAAGAACCUGCCUACAAUAUUUGUGUACUAUGAAGGAGAGAUGAAAACGCAGUUCGUGGGUCCAUUGGAGUUUGGAGGGAUGAACUUAACGAUAGAAGAGCUGGAGUGGAAGUUAGCUGAAACGGGAGCUAUGAAAACAGACAUGAAGGAGCCUCCUAAGCCUCAGCUCAGGAACACCCUCACCGUCUUCUCAGGGCGAGGCCAGAAUGUUGAUGAUUCCGAUGACGACGACUACUGAAGACUGCCAAAAGGGGUGGAGGUUCCUGGAUUCAACUCGUCCCUUUUGCUAUUUGACAUGGAUAUUAGCCCCAAGUUUAGUUCUGAUGAUGUAAACUACCUAUUCACAGCUUUGGUAGUUCUAUUACAUUGCCAUUCUUGCAGGAACUCUGUCACCAUCUUUGCAGGGCUUGACCAGAUUAUUCGUGACCUUCAGAAAAGAUUUCUUAAGACUUUCUCUGGAGUUUAUUAACUUCAUCUGUUCAGUACAACUCACAGGUCAACAGGUGAUUCCCUUUUGAUAUUUAUUAUUAAGCAUUUUGCAGUAAAGAACUAUUUAUAACAUUAACUGAACUUUUUGCCUUCAUCCAUGAGACCAAAAUGGAAACAACUUUGCCAUCUUUGUUUGGUGUGACUGGUAUAUAGUUAACUUUAAAGAGGAUAUUUGAAAUUACUGUUUACAGAAUGGAAAAUAAGACAAUAUUGAACAUAUCGAAGCAUUCUUUGCUCUAUGACCUUAUUGUUUCCUACCAAUUGGCACAUUGUUUAAAGCAGAUUAUCAACAAAGCCGAUCAAUGUUGACAAGCAAUACAACAUUUUGAAGCUAUCUCUGAGAAUGCUUUUCAUAAGUGGGGGCUGUUUCCUAAAGCUAAUUGUAAGUGUUACAGGAAGUUUAUCAUCAUAAUCUUCCAACAAGUAAUUAGAUCUAACAGCUUUUCCUUAUUUCAAUUGGCUUAGAAGCACAGGUGUCUGA
Molecule: messenger RNA, 1568 nt
Organism: Lytechinus variegatus (green sea urchin)
Lineage: Eukaryota; Metazoa; Echinodermata; Echinoidea; Temnopleuroida; Toxopneustidae
Product: viral IAP-associated factor homolog
Exons: 6
Coding region: 114-836 (240 amino acids)
Biological process (GO): protein folding
Cellular component (GO): cytoplasm
Source: RefSeq, a predicted model, not a curated record